Colletotrichum orchidophilum is the source of this 933-nucleotide messenger RNA. RefSeq names its product oxidoreductase domain-containing protein. Bases 1 to 933 code for a protein of 310 amino acids. The transcript is spliced from 2 exons. Gene Ontology annotation, cellular component: endoplasmic reticulum. Gene Ontology annotation, molecular function: procollagen-proline 4-dioxygenase activity; L-ascorbic acid binding; iron ion binding. The record is from RefSeq and is a predicted model, not a curated record. NCBI's taxonomy places the organism in Eukaryota, Fungi, Ascomycota, Sordariomycetes, Glomerellales, Glomerellaceae. Gene Ontology annotation, biological process: peptidyl-proline hydroxylation to 4-hydroxy-L-proline.
AUGCCCCUCUCCGAUCUUAUCCCCACGGUUCUCAAGCCCAAACCCCCCAAACCAGCGCGCCACAGACCCCAACAAACAUCCUACAUCUCCAACGACGUGCCCAUCCCAGCCGACUUCCUCUCCGUCCCUCUCCCAGAGGAUGCACCCGCCGUGACCCUCACAAAACUAGACUGGUCAAAGACGGCCCUCCCUGAAAACGGACCCCUCUACGCCGUGGUCCUCGACAACGUCCUCACGCCGGCGGAAUGCGCGCAGCUGCUCCGCAUGGCCGAGGCCUCUGUGGUCACGCUGCCGGAUGGCGAGGGCGAGGGCGGGAACGAGGACGGGGGCAAGUGGCGGCCUGCCAUGGUGAAUAUGGGGCCCGGGUGGGAGAUCCUAGAGCCCGAGUACCGCAACAGCGACCGUAUCAUCUGGGACCAGCAGGAGGUCGUUGACCGGCUGUGGGGCCGGUGUCGGCUUGCACCCGGGCUGGAGGCGCAGCUGGCUGGGAUGGAGGGGGUAAAAAGGCCUGAGAGGGAGUUGGAGACGAGGUGGGUGUUUAAGAGGUUUAAUAAGAGGAUGAGGUUCUUAAAGUAUCAAAAGGGGCAGUUUUUUAGACCGCACUGCGAUGGGCCUUACGGCGAAGAAGCGGAAGACGGGACCGUUAUCCGGACGCAUUAUACCGUCCACUUGUACCUCAACGACUCCGUCGCUGAGGUGGGCACGGAGGGCGGUGCUGAUUUAGUUGGUGGCGCGACGUCAUUUUUGUCGAGCGACGAGAAGAGGAAGGUCGACGUUGAUCCCAAGGCGGGACGUGUGCUCAUCUUCCAGCACAGUCGGCUGUACCACUCUGGCGACGACGUUGUUGCGGGGACAAAGUAUACGAUGAGGACGGAUAUUUUGUACGAGAUGGUCAAGACGAAGACGAGGGGUGAGGAGGGAACAACGGCUUGA